This is a messenger RNA of Phytophthora sojae, 792 nucleotides long. RefSeq lists its product as hypothetical. The annotation marks the transcript as partial. The record is from RefSeq and is a predicted model, not a curated record. The transcript has a single exon. Lineage: Eukaryota; Oomycota; Peronosporomycetes; Peronosporales; Peronosporaceae.
AAAGGAGUUUCCGUGAUGAAUGAGUUGAACGUCAUGAUUACCAAUGUGGAGAAGGCUCAAUUACUCGCUGGUGUUCCAGUUCAGUGUACUGGCGUCCAGACGUUCAACUGGGAAGCUAUUGCUGACCUCACCGAGAAGCAGCAGCAGGACGCGUACCGCAGUUAUUUGGAAACCAGCCUUGCCGAUGUCCUGUCGCAGAGAAAUUUAUGCGUGUUUGGUGUGGACAUGCAGUCGAGUUUCCUCACCGCUGUGAUUCCUGGAUCCAACAUCGAGCUUGCGGGGCGUACAGAUUUGAUCAUAUUAGGAGAUGUAGUCAAGACCCAUCCGUUCAUGUUUCGCGCGUGCGUAGGAUCGUCGAAGGUGGCGAUUGAGGUGAAGACGUCGGUGGAGGAGAACCAUGCAUACGAGGCUGUUUCAGAGCUUAUCACUCUGAGCGUAUUGGCAUGCGACCCCGUGACGGUUGUACUAACAGAUUUGCAGAGAGUCUGGAGGUUCUUCUGGGUUGGAGAGAAGAGAGCUACGCAGACUGUGGUGUUCUCAGCAGUGGUUUCCGACCCUCAUGAAGCGUUCGCGAUUCUGAAGAUGCUGGUCCCGCCAACCAAGAGGCCGUUUACACGAUGCAAGCUUCGCGACAUGCUAUCUUCCGAUGAAGAAGGCGGCUGUGGUCCCAUUUUAGCGAGUGUCCAACGAUACUAUGAUAUUGAAAGCAUGUUGGGGCCCGAUGUUGAGAUGGCGCGCGCUGUGGGCGACCAAAUCGCCCGAAGUAUCCCAAAUCUGCAGACGUUAGGCUAG